AUGUUCGCAAAAACAAGCCGGGCGUCACAGGGGCUGGGCGCCGAGGACGAGCUUUUCGGGGUCGGUCUUCGCAUGCCUGCGCUCCGUACGCACCAGCUGCCGAGGGGCGCGCACUUCCCGCCUCAAGUACCGCUCGACGAGUCGAGUUAUUGGCCGGCGACCGCUGCUGCGACUGGGCGACGCGCCUGUCACGGGGGCUGGGCGCCGAGGGCGAGCUUGCCUGGGGCGCUCUCCGCGCGCACGGGUUCGCCCGCGGCAGCUGCUGAGGGGCGCGCCAUGCUCCUCUCGAUGAUCGACCGACGAACCGAUAUCUUGGCCGGCGACCGCUGCUGCCGUGGGAUGGCGCGCCUGCAGGAGGGGCUGGGUGUCCAGGACAAGCUCGCGGGGCGGGCUCUCCGCGACGAUCAGCUUCGUGCGUGUUGGGCCCCGACGCGUGCGCUCUUCCAGAGCCGCGCGGCCGUCAGCCGCUGCCGGGGGCGCGAGUGCGCGUUUGAGCAGAGGGCUCCGCCGCCUGCUGUCUUCAUGUCCGGGCGCCGACCGUCGCCUCUGAUGUUUGGGUCGCGUGCGGGUGGCCAGCGACGCCGCUGCUCGCGCGUGUCGGCACGAUGCGGCUCCGUUGGCCUGACAUGCACCCCGGAAAAUGCGACACCGCCAAACGCCGCACCGGGGGCGGCCCCCCUCGGCCUCGCGCCCCUCGCCCUCUCCGACGGUGUGCGUUGUGGCUCUGCACUGAAGAGCUGA
This is a messenger RNA of Emiliania huxleyi CCMP1516, 741 nucleotides long. RefSeq lists its product as hypothetical. The transcript has a single exon. The record is from RefSeq and is a predicted model, not a curated record. NCBI's taxonomy places the organism in Eukaryota, Haptophyta, Isochrysidales, Noelaerhabdaceae. The coding region runs from base 1 to 741 and encodes 246 amino acids.